Messenger RNA from Ochotona curzoniae (black-lipped pika), 3415 nucleotides. RefSeq names its product StAR related lipid transfer domain containing 7 (gene STARD7). The transcript is spliced from 8 exons. Lineage: Eukaryota; Metazoa; Chordata; Mammalia; Lagomorpha; Ochotonidae. The record is from RefSeq and is a predicted model, not a curated record. The coding region runs from base 605 to 1726 and encodes 373 amino acids. Gene Ontology annotation, molecular function: lipid binding.
ACCGAACAGCGGGCAGGAUUCUAGCGGGCACCCGGUGGCGCCCCCCGAGGGGCGGGGAGGUCUGAAAUGGCGACGGCGCAGGGUCCGAGGGUCACUCUCCCUGGCGCCCUUGACUGGGUACCGCCGCCGCGCCACCUAGCUUGCUGAAGGGCGGGUGCCGGCGCGCAGGGAUGGGAGUGAGCAGUGACGAGCGGUCAGCAGGACCAAUGAGAACCUCGGAAGUACAGGCCCCGUCCAAUCAGUGUCCGGAUAGCGGAGACAAGGGUAGGUUGCGAGCGAACGGCGCGUGUGGCGGACACGGGACGCCGAGGACCUAGCCUGCUUGGCUGCGGGGCCGGGCCCUUCCUCCUCGCCGCCUGCCGCGCGUCCUGCACCACAGCUCCCGCUGUGCCCUGGAGGACGCCGAGGAGCGCCAGGCGCAGGGCCGUCCCUGCGGCGGCUGCCGCCAGCGGACUCCGGGCUCUUCCUUAGCGGUCGCCGCAGAGGGAUGAGGAGAGGCUCGUGACGGGGAAACGCGCUCGGGGCCGGCCAGGUGGACGCGGCCUACGGCCGGCCGGCCGGCUGCCUGCUCCCGGGCGCGUUGCUUGCAGCGCCCGCGGUGGACAUGUUCCCGCGGAGGCCGCCGGCCUCCCUGGCCGCCUGGCUGGCGGGCGCGCGGGGCGGGAGCCUGCUGGGCCUGCUGGCCAAUCAGUGCCGCUUCGUGACGGGCUUGCGCGUGCGGCGCGCGCAGCAGAUCGCGCAGCUCUACGGGCGCCUCUACUCGGACAGCUCGCGCUGCGUCCUGCUCGGACGCCUGUGGCGACGGCUGCGCGGCCGUCCCGGCCAUGCCUCUGGCUUGAUGGCGGCGCUCGCCGGCGUCUUCGUGUGGGACGAGGAGAGGAUCCAGGAGGAGGAGUUGCAGAGAUCCAUUAAUGAGAUGAAACGGUUGGAAGAGAUGUCCAGUGUAUUUCAGAGCUCUGGAGUGGAACGCCACCCUGCGGAACCCAAGUCCCAAACGGGCGGGAAAGAAGAUGCGAAAGACAAAGAGGAGCCCUGGGAGAUGGUGAUGGAUAAGAAGCACUUCAAGCUGUGGCGGCGCCCAAUCACGGGCACUCACCUCUACCAGUACCGAGUUUUCGGGACCUACACAGAUGUGACACCCCGGCAGUUCUUCAAUGUUCAGCUGGACACAGAAUACAGAAAAAAGUGGGAUGCCCUGGUGAUCAAGCUGGAGGUGAUUGAGCGGGACGCCGUCAGUGGCUCCGAGGUGCUGCACUGGGUCACCCAUUUUCCUUAUCCGAUGUACUCACGGGACUAUGUCUACGUUCGGCGCUACAGCGUAGAUGAGGAAAACAACGUGAUGGUGUUGGUGUCACGCGCUGUGGAGCAUCCCAGCGUGCCCGAGUCUCCGGAAUUUGUGAGGGUCAGGUCGUACGAAUCCCAGAUGGUUAUCCGUCCCCACAAGUCAUUUGAUGAGAAUGGCUUUGACUACAUGCUGACAUACAGUGACAAUCCCCAGACCGUGUUCCCUCGCUACUGUGUUAGCUGGAUGGUCUCCAGUGGCAUGCCUGAUUUCCUGGAGAAGCUGCACAUGGCCACGCUGAAAGCCAAGAACAUGGAGAUCAAAGUGAAGGACUACAUCUCCACUAAACCCCUGGAGAUGAGCAGUGAGGCCAAGGCCACGGCCCAGUCCCCCGAGCGGAAGAACGAGGGUAGCUGUGGCCCCGCUCGGAUCGAGUACGCCUGAAGGCCUGGAGCUGAGGAAGACAGGCGCGUCCAUCCCCGUGUCAGUCCUCAGUCACUCUGCUACGGAAUGGGGACAAGCCACUGCUGUCAGAAGGCAUCUGCCAUCACCACCAAGGAGGGAGAACUUCAUAACUGGUCUGAUUUCACUCGGAGCCCUUGCUGCCCUGUAUCUAAACAGAUACGAGAAGGCCGCGCCGGGCGGGCACUGUCACAUGCUCAGGCUAACCGUGUGCGAAGUCAGUAUUCACUGGGUUAAUCUGGAAGAGACUUUGCACCCCAGGCCAGAGGGGGCGCCUCGCGGCUGUACCCUCUGAGGAGUCGCUCCACUGACAUUCCGAGGCCCACCCUCAGGUGUGCCGAGCUUGGGUGGCCCUGGGAAGGGUCCCUGGCAGAGAGGGUUGCCUGGGGUGCUCUUGGUAACAGUCUGCGUGUAAAUGAGUGUGAACAUCACUUGGCCAUUGUUAAGUGCCUUGUCCUCACCUCGCUUCUGUUUUGGGGACAUGAAGUUUGUACAAAGAAAUUCCUUUCCUGCCUGCAGAAUUCUACCCCGCUGGCUCACCUUGGCCGGAGUGGUCUCCCUGGGGUCGGCAGGCCCGCCUGGGUCUGUGGCCAUCGUCUUGUGGACAGUCGCCUCCUCCCACCUGGCCGCCCACCUGCCAGGAGCACUGGAGCUGAACCCGAGGGGACAGGAACUUUCUGUCCCAUUGCUGUUUUGAUGGUGUCAGUGGAGGUUGUUGGAACACAUUGAGAUUUAAAUUUUUUAUAACUUUAUGUCAAAAAUAAAGAGGGAGCCGAGCAGAAUUUCUCUGUAGUCCCAUCAUAUUAGGAAACACACUUUGAAUACAGACAUCAUUUUCCGCACUUCAGGUUUGGCUCGUCCUCCUUGGCCGAGGAACGGGAGGCUGGGCCACCCCUCUAAGUUCUCAGAACCAUGGACAGGCUGUGUGAACAAACAGACAUAAGCUUGCCCCUCAUCCUAACAGAGGGAAUGUGGUUUAAAUGACCCUCUUGUCCUAAAAACGGUUUUCCUUGUCUCUUUCCCGCUGAAAUGUUAAAAAGCUCGUGGUCAGAGUUUAUCAGUGGGCCAAGUCGGUUUUGCAGUGUUCGUAGUGUAGCCUGUUGGAGAAUAGGGAUCAAGUUUUAUGAAUUUGAGUCUCCCCUCCUCCCCGCUUUCCCUGGAGUUUAGAUGACCAGAUUUUCCCUUUUUUUUUUUUUUUUUAAUUUUUUUGUUUCCUGGUUGCUUUUGGGGUGGUAAAGGAUCUAAGCCUGAGCUUAACUAAAACCCCACCUUGACCUUCCUGUCACCUGUUCAGUUUUGUGCCAAGGGAGUUUAACUGCCCCUGAGCUUCAUGUCUCCUCUGAGUCACUGGCAGAACGGAGAGAUGGCAUCCAGCUGGUCCGGCUGCUUUGCAUUCAUCAUUUUUCCAUUUGUCCCAGGACCUGAACUACUGCCAGGGCAAGGAGUCCCUGUGCUGUGUCUGAACUUGGCGCCUGUGGCUGUCGAUGUGUGUGUGCGCGAGUGUGUGUCCAGGUGCUGAGGAAUUGUGGUGGCUCUGUGUUUUGACUUAAGGCAAUUUGACUGCACUGGUGGGGGAGGGGUCUAACUGUACAGUUCUUUUCACCACUGUAAUUGCACUCCUAACAUUUUUAUCAAAUGUGUGAAUAAAUAUAUAAAAAUAUUGGUACAAAA